CCCUCAUCCCACUUCCCUCCUUCCCACCUGUUAGUCCCAGUCCGUCUGGCACGGAAUUCCAGCUGUUUAUGAGAACUUUCACGCUCGGGCUAUCAAGCAGCUAGAUGACGGUGCAGAAAGGAAAGAGGAUGACCAUCUCCAUCCAGGAGCACAUGGCCAUCAACGUCUGCCCAGGCCCCAUUCGGCCAAUCAGGCAAAUCUCCGCCUACUUUCCUCGCCUCUCUCCAACAUCCUCCUUUUCUGAUUCGCUGUCGCCCAACCAGCCGGGGUCAACGUCCCUGGCUGGAGGAGGGGCUUCAGGGGGAGGGGGGCUGCUGUCCCCUCUGUCUCCGGGGGCAACUGGAGGCGGAGGGACGCUGUCCGUCAUGAGUAGCAUGGACACAUCGGUGGAGAUCGACAGCUGUGACAGCGAUGACAACACGUCUUUAGGCACGCUGGAGUUUGACCUGCUCUACGAGUCAGCCACAAGUUCCUUACACUGCACCGUUCUCAGAGCCAAGGGUCUGAAGCCCAUGGACUUUAACGGGUUGGCUGACCCUUACGUGAAGCUACACCUGCUCCCUGGAGCCUGCAAGGCCAAUAAGUUGAAGACCAAGAUUGUGAAGAACACCCUGAAUCCCGUCUGGAACGAGACUCUUACCUACUGCGGCAUCACAGAGGAGGACAUGUACAGAAAAACUCUCAGGGUGUCUGUGUGUGAUGAGGACAAGCUGACGCAUAAUGAGUUCAUUGGUGAGUCGAGGGUGGCCCUACGUCGAGUGAAGCCUGACCAACCCAAGCACUUCAACGUCUGCCUGGAACACCCGCCCCCCCUGGCGUCUCCGACUGCUAUGAGCACAGCACUCAGAGGGAUCUCCUGCUAUCUUAGAGAGUGGGAGACGGAGCAGCAGCGGAGUCUGGAGGAGCGGGGCCGAUUGCUCCUGUGCUUGCAGUUUCUGCCACCAGCCCAGGACCCUGAGGGUGGAGAGGUCCCACCAGAGGCCAAGGAGAGAGCCAAGGGUGGCCUGUGUGUGGGCGUCCGACGCUGCGCUCACCUAGCCGCCAUGGACGUCAACGGCUUUUCUGACCCCUACGUCAAAACGUACCUCAAACCAGACGUGAAGAAGAAAUCGAAACACAAGACUGCUGUCAUUAAAAAAACACUGAACCCUGAGUUUAAUGAGGAGUUUUUCUAUGAGAUCACAUUCAACGAGCUGGCGACUAAGACACUGGAGGUUACAGUAUGGGACUAUGAUCUGGGAAAGUCUAACGAUUUCAUCGGGGGCGUGUCUCUCGGCUGUCACUCGCAGGGCGACGCCCUCCAGCACUGGAUAGACUGUCUGAAGAACAAGGGCAAAAAGGUGGAGCGCUGGCACACGCUGACCAACGACCUGCCCGGAUUCCAGGAUUGAAGAGGCCAAAGCUAAUGGCCACUCGCUGGCCUUGUUUUCAUUAACAUCGGUCCGUUUUGCAGCUGAAUGGUUGUUCACGUCAAUUUAGCAACAGGUGACUAGCAUGCAGCCACGCUGUAUGAGCUCUGCUUAUAGGAGUUUGUGUUGGAAUCAGUCCCACAUGGAGGAACUUCAUGAGCUGGGGGGGACAAUUUCUGUCAUUACUCAAAUCUUCUUACUCUCUGGGUUUUAUUCACAACUAGGCUUUUUAUAUCCGUUCCGCCCUACCAACUCACUGCACUUC
Colossoma macropomum (tambaqui) is the source of this 1674-nucleotide messenger RNA. Its product is annotated as double C2-like domain-containing protein alpha. The coding region runs from base 105 to 1391 and encodes 428 amino acids. The record is from RefSeq and is a predicted model, not a curated record. The transcript is spliced from 11 exons. Lineage: Eukaryota; Metazoa; Chordata; Actinopteri; Characiformes; Serrasalmidae.